AAAACAAGAGCAAGGUCUCAAAGAGCUAGACUCUCCCCGCACCCUGUUGACAGUCUGCCCUUCUGUUCUCUCUCUCCUGACCCUCAUUUGUUUUCUAUCAUUCCUCUCUAUGUUUAUUUGGAAAAGCCCCAAAAGAAAGAACAGAGAAGAGAAGAGACCUCGUGGUGGAGUUGGUUCUUAUAUGUAAUUCAUCUUCUUCUCAGUCCUCUUCUUUUACCUGCUUCUGUUUCUAUCAUCAGAUCUAGCAACAACCCACACUUUUUCGAUUUUUCCUUGUACCCUUCUUAUUCUCUGUUUCAGUAGAAGAUAUGAGUAAAGAAGAGUUCUUGAAGAUCCAGACAUGUGUUCUGAAAGUGAAUAUUCACUGUGAUGGGUGUAAGAGCAAAGUAAAGAAAAUCUUGCACAAAAUUGAUGGGGUUUAUAAAACACAUAUAGAUUCAGAACAGGGGAAAGUGACAGUGUCAGGAAAUGUAGCCCCUGCCACACUCAUCAAGAAGCUUGCAAAGAGUGGUAAACAUGCAGAGCUUUGGGGUGCUCCAAAACCCAACAACAAUCAACAGAACCAACUCAAUAACCAGUUCAAGAACAUGCAGAUUGACAAUGGCAAAGGCGGGAACAACAAGGGCCAAAAGGGAGGAAACAAUCAGCAGCAGCAGCAGCAGCAGCCUAAAGGAGGAGGUGGGCAACAACAGGGCCCAACCCAGCAGCAGCAGCAGCAGAUGCUUCAGCAACUUCAGAUGAAAGGGUUUCAAGAUCUGAAGCUGCCCCCCCAAUUUAAGGACCUUAAUAAGAUGCCCUUUAACAAUCCCAACAAGGACCAGAAGGCUGUGAAGUUUGAUGAUGAUGAAUUUGAUGACGACGAUGACUAUGAUGAUGAUGACGAUGACUAUGAUGAUGAUGAUGAGUUUGAUGAUGAAUUGGAUGAUACCCCUGUUCAGCCUCCUAACAAGAUGAAACAACCACCACCCAUGAUGGGUAACGCUAUUCCUCAAGGAAUGCCUAAGAUGCCUAAUAUGAUGAUGAAUCAGCAACAAAUACAGCAGCUAAUGGCUGCCCAGGCCGCCAAGGCUGGAAAUGCUGGUGGUAAUCCUGGCGGAAAUGGUGGUGGGAAUGGUAAAAAGGGUGGUGGUGGUGGAAAUAUACCUGUUCAGAUUAAUGGAAUGGGUGGUAACAGUGGUGGAAAGAAAGGAGGCGGCGGCGGCGGAGGCGGAGGCGGAGGCGGCGGUAAUGGAAAUCAAAAUCAAGGUGGUGGUGCAGGCAAAAAUGGUGGCAAGAAUGGUGGGGGAGGUCCAUCAGAUGCUAAAAAUAAUGGUGGAGGUCAGAACAAGAAUGGUAAUGGUGGUGGUGGGGGUGCUAAUGGGAACAACAUGAAUGGCGGUGGGGGCAAGAAAGGGGGUGGAAUGAAUGAUGGUAUGCUCAAUAUGAAUCAUAACAUGAUAGGUGGUAUGAAUCCUGGUGGUAAUGGGGGUCAAGUGCCACCAAUGGGUCAAAUGAGCCAGAUGGGUCAUGUACCCAUGGGCCAGAUGGGUAAUAUUCCGGCAGUCCAAGGCCUUCCGGCCGCGGCAAUGAAUGGCGGUGGCGGCCCUUACUUCCAAGGAGCUGGACCUGAAAUCAUGGCUGGAAACCCCUACUACCAGCAACAACAAAUGGCUGCCAUGAUGAUGAAUCAGCAAAGGGCAAAUGGGAACGAAAGAUUUCAACCGAUGAUGUAUGCCCGGCCUCCUCCGGCCGUCAAUUACAUGCCUCCUUACCCGUACCCGCACCCACACCCGCCUCAGGCGGAUCCGUACACCAACUUCUUUAGUGAUGAAAACACUUCAAGUUGCCAUGUGAUGUGAACCUGCCGGAAUAUUCUGCCUUCUCGCGGUGUUGAUGGCAGUGGCAGUGGUGGUUCUGGGUGUUGGGUUAUAGUUUGAAGGAGUUGGGAAGUGUUGAUCCAUAUAAUCCAUGGAAAUGGAAUUUUCAUUUGUAGCUUUAAUCUUUCUUUUCCCUUUUUUUUUUCUUUUUUUAAUCCUUAAGUUAGGUUUUUAUUUACCAUAUGAAGUAUUUAUAGAUAAUAUAUAUUAAAGAAGAUGAGAUAUGUAAGUGGGAUGGUUGUGGGCUUUGAAUGAGAGAUGUUUAUAUGUGUUAAUAUGUGUUUGGGAGACACAAAUAAAUUGAACAGAGAGAAUCGGGUUUAGCAAAAGGCCCAUCUCUAUGCCCAUUUAUAUCUCAAGUACUCUUGGCCAUUUUAAUAAUAACUUCAUACUUAUCUCUCUAAUUAUAUUAUACCAUAACAA
Molecule: messenger RNA, 2279 nt
Organism: Cornus florida
Lineage: Eukaryota; Viridiplantae; Streptophyta; Magnoliopsida; Cornales; Cornaceae
Product: heavy metal-associated isoprenylated plant protein 33
Exons: 3
Coding region: 309-1838 (509 amino acids)
Molecular function (GO): metal ion binding
Source: RefSeq, a predicted model, not a curated record